CGUGGGAAGGGCAGGCAGGCCAUACUGGGGGAGCACCCGUCCUCUUACGGAGACAAUGGAUACGGUAAGAUCCCCCCUCUCAGCCCAAACACCAGAACACUACUCAGUCUAUCGGCCUCCUUCAUCUCUGGACAUCUCUAGACACAGACUGCUACAUUAUCCACUCUAUCCACACUCAUUCACUGACCUCCUCCGUUUCAAAAUGUUUUCUCUAGUUUCAUGCCUACUGAACACAACCCCCCCUGUGUUAUGUAUUCCAGGGUCGCACUGCCCCCUGCUGCCUCUCCCAGGUAACAGCAGGUACAAGCUGAGCUCCCACGACAUCCCAGAGGUGGUGGCUUACCCCCUGCCCCAGAGCUCCUCUUACAACAACCACGGCUCUAGCUCUGUUGCCAUGGUGAGCGGCCUGCACCCCGCCAAGAUGAACUGCACCCGCAUCUUCAACCUUUUCUGUCUCUAUGGCAACAUCGAAAAGGUCAGCAGCAGGGGUCCAUCUUAGGAGGGACUUAAGGGCAUCCAUGUGUGUGUUUGUGAUAGUUUGAGUGUGAAUGAACAUUUCUUUGAUGAUUUUUUUUUGUUGUCAGUGUAUGUUAUUCUGUUUGAAGUAUUUCUGUUUGAAGUAGGUGUACUAAAGCAGUAGUUCUCAAACCUCUCCUGGGGACCCGCAACCAUUCCAUGUAUUUGAUCUAUUCCAGAGCUAGCACAUCUGAUUCAAAUUGUCAACUAAUUAUCAAGCACUUUACUAAGUGAAUCAGGUUAGCUAGUUCAAGGUGCAACAAAAUUGUGAAAUGUCUGGUGGUCCCCGAGGAUAGGUUUGAGAACCACUGUGCUAAAGGUGUAUGUAGCUAUAUAGUAUUUGAGGUUUGCUAUGCACGUCAUGUGUCUAAAUGUGUGUGUGUGGCAGGUGAAGUUCAUGAAGAGUGUCCCAGGCACUGCCCUAGUAGAGAUGGGGGAUGAGUAUGCAGUGGACAGGGCCAUCACUCACCUCAACAGCAUCAAGGUGUUUGGCAAGAGGCUUAAUGUCUGGUGAGUGUCUCCUUGUUAGCAUGUUAGAGGAUAGCUUAGCAUCUGCAGUAUUCAACCACAGAAUUCAUCUUAUUGUCUAGUAUCUUUUUACUCAUUGUUUGUCUUGCAUUCCCUCCCUCUCCAUUUCUCUCUUCCUCCUUUUUCUUUCUCUCUCUCUCCCCCUAUCCCUCUCUCCCUCUCUCCAGUGUGUCCAAGCAGCAUGCGGUCAUCCCCAGCCAGGUGUUUGAGCUGGAGGACGGCAGCAGCAGCUAUAAGGACUUUGCCAUGACCAGGAACAACCGCUUCACCAGCCAAGGCCAGGCCUCCAAGAACAUCAUCCAGCCACCCUCCUGUGUAUUGCAUUACUACAACGUCCCCCCCUGCAUCUCAGAGGACCAGCUACUGAGGGUAGGGCUGUAAUGAUAUCUAUGGUAGGGAUAGGAUGUGAGCAGAUGCCUGAGGGGUUAAAGGUCAAGGCUAGGGAACGGGAUGUAGGAAGUAAGGUCAGAUUUAUGGUUAACUCCCAUCCUGUAUACUGCACUACUGCAACUUCCCUCCCGGUAUCUGAAAGUACCAGCUACUGAGGUUAGGGCUGGGAUGGCAGGGUAGGGUGUGGGGAAGGGUUUCGGAGGUCUGUAUGGGGUAGGGUUUAGCGUUGACUCUCAUCCUGUGAGCUGCACUACUACAAGCCCCUCCCCCUACAUUUCAGAGGGCCAGCUGGAACUUGGGCAUGUGGUUGGAAGUAGGUGGAUAUCUGAUGUUUGGUGGAUAGGAGGCCUAAGAGAUUCAAUUAUUCUGCUACUCUUUUGCUGCACAAUUGCUUCCAUAGAAGAAGAGGACCACUGAUGGAUCUACCAGUCAUUCACUGUCAAAGAUCUAUGUACUUUGACUGUUAUUAAAGAGCUCCAUCUUGUGGAUGUGGUUAGAAAAACACAAGUAUUCCCUCAGCUGUCGUUGUUGACUGUUGUUUGAUUUUUUACAGUUAUGCUCAGAGCAUGAUGUGCCAGGUUUCACCAAGUUCAAGAUGUUUGAUGCAAAGCGUAAGUUUGGCCUUUUUUCACUUUUUCCAUUUUGUUAGGCUGUUGAAGGAGUUAGCUAUACUGUCAUACUGAAGUUAUCCUACUGUCCUCUCUUCUCAUCAGCCUCCUCCAAAACCAUAUCUGGCUUGUUAGAGUUUGACUCCAAGACGCAUGCGGUCGAGGUCUUGACCGUCCUAAACCACUACCAGAUCAGAAUACCA
Molecule: messenger RNA, 2245 nt
Organism: Coregonus sp. 'balchen'
Lineage: Eukaryota; Metazoa; Chordata; Actinopteri; Salmoniformes; Salmonidae
Source: the annotation of a GenBank genome assembly